AGAAAAAGAAAGAAAGAGAGUUGGGGAAAACACCCCUUCGGAGAGGAGCAAAAGCCUCUCCUGGGGAAGAACACGAUAUUCUUAUUUUGGUUUUUAAUCCAUAUUUUGACUUGGGAUUCUUGAAUUUCCACUGAUUAUCGAAAUUAGGGCUUUUAUUGAGUUUUCUGGGAAGAAAGAGGCAGAGGAAGAAGAGAGAAAUGUCAGACCUAGACCAGCAGAUAGAGCAGCUUAAACGCUGCGAACCUUUGAAGGAAUCGGAAGUGAAGGCUCUUUGCCUCAAAGCUAUGGAAAUUCUCGUUGAAGAGAGCAAUGUUCAAAGAGUCGAUGCUCCAGUCACUAUAUGUGGUGACAUCCAUGGACAGUUCUAUGACAUGAAAGAGCUUUUCAAGGUCGGUGGUGAUUGCCCUAAGACAAAUUAUUUAUUUCUUGGAGAUUUUGUUGAUCGAGGUUUUUAUUCAGUUGAGACAUUUCUACUUCUUCUAGCUCUCAAGGUUAGAUAUCCAGACCGUAUAACUCUCAUCAGAGGGAACCACGAGAGCCGGCAAAUCACGCAGGUAUAUGGAUUCUAUGACGAGUGCCUCCGUAAAUAUGGCUCUGUAAAUGUCUGGAGAUACUGCACAGAUAUCUUUGACUACUUGAGUCUGUCAGCUCUUGUCGAGAACAAGAUAUUUUGCGUUCAUGGAGGUCUCUCUCCAGCUAUUAUGACCCUAGACCAGAUCAGGACGAUUGAUAGAAAGCAGGAAGUGCCACAUGAUGGUGCAAUGUGUGAUCUUCUAUGGUCUGAUCCCGAAGAUAUUGUGGAUGGAUGGGGAUUGAGUCCUCGUGGUGCCGGAUUCCUUUUUGGCGGCAGUGUUGUAACGUCUUUUAACCAUUCAAACAACAUUGAUUACAUAUGCCGAGCUCAUCAGCUAGUUAUGGAAGGUUACAAAUGGAUGUUCAAUAACCAGAUAGUCACUGUUUGGUCUGCCCCAAAUUACUGUUAUAGAUGCGGGAAUGUAGCCGCAAUUCUAGAGCUCGAUGAGAAUCUUAAUAAGGAGUUUCGAGUGUUCGAUGCGGCCCCACAAGAAUCCAGGGGAGCUCCUGCCAAGAAACCUGCACCUGAUUAUUUCCUGUGAGACGCAAAACAGUGACAAACAGAAACUGGAACUCAGAAUUGGUUUCUUUCUUCUCAUCGCAGAGCAAAAAAAUUUCCCAAAAUCAUCGGCAUUUAGAUUGUAAAAUGCAGAAGAAUCUACAAUCCAGGUGUUGCCAUAGAUAUCACUACACAUUUCUUUAAAGGGUCUGUUUGAAAGUAUCCUGUUUUAUGAAAAGCCUUUGUUUCUUUUUCUCUUUUGUGUGUAAUGUUACUUUUACGAAAAGAAAAUGGAAAAAAGGUUUGU
Molecule: messenger RNA, 1379 nt
Organism: Eutrema salsugineum
Lineage: Eukaryota; Viridiplantae; Streptophyta; Magnoliopsida; Brassicales; Brassicaceae
Product: serine/threonine-protein phosphatase PP-X isozyme 2
Exons: 8
Coding region: 198-1115 (305 amino acids)
Biological process (GO): double-strand break repair via homologous recombination; peptidyl-serine dephosphorylation
Cellular component (GO): nucleus; cytoplasm
Molecular function (GO): protein serine/threonine phosphatase activity
Source: RefSeq, a predicted model, not a curated record